Molecule: messenger RNA, 537 nt
Organism: Ordospora colligata OC4
Lineage: Eukaryota; Fungi; Microsporidia; Ordosporidae
Product: Fcf1 domain-containing protein
Exons: 1
Coding region: 1-537 (178 amino acids)
Cellular component (GO): nucleolus; small-subunit processome
Source: RefSeq, a predicted model, not a curated record
AUGUCAGUAAAGCAUGCAGUAAAGAGCAAAAAAGUCAUAAAUGUAAUGAAAAGAAAGAAAGUUGAGGUGGUUAAGGAAAACAUAGAGAUGGAAGAGAAUCCGAGAAACACAGAUGCAUUUCUACUCAACCAUGUGUUCAGACCUCCAUACAGCAUUAUUGUGGAUACAAACUUCAUCAACGAUUGUAUAAGAAAGAAGCAAGACAUAGAGCAUCAGUUGAUGAAGGCCGUUAAUGGAAGCAUAAAGAUGUGCGUUACAGAAUGUGUUAUUGGAGAGCUUGAAAAGUUAGGAAGACCAUUUAGAGUGGCAUUAUCACUCAUGAGAGAUGGCAAGGUGCAGAGGCUAGAAUGCAAUCAUAAAGGCACAUAUGCAGAUGACUGCAUUUUAAACAGAGUGUCUGCACACAGAUGCUACAUUGUUGCAACAUCAGAUACUGCUCUAAAACAACGAAUACGAGCCAUUCCUGGUGUUCCAUUGGUAACAUACAGAGGACAAAGGUGCUUUGUUGAACGACUUAUUCUGCCAACAUUAUUCUAA